CAUGUGGGGAUACCUGUCCCUGCUGCCUGCCUUCCUGGCAUUCUGGGCUACUGCUGGCAUCUGGACCGUUUUUUCGCUUGCUGUGGCCAACAAGGCUGUGAACCUCACUGAAGGCUUCCCCUAUAUCAGUCGAUGUGGAAAUAGCCCCCCUGAGAGCUGCAUCUUCAGCCAGGUGCUCAACUUGGGAGCUGCUUUGGCCGCCUGGACCUGCAUUCUCCGUUACCACCAGCUUCGGGACUGGGGGGUCGGAAAGUGGCCUAACCAGCUGAUCCUGUGGACAGGGCUCCUCUGCGCCUUGGGCACCUCCAUAGUGGGCAAUUUUCAGGAAAAGAACCAGCAGGCCACGCACCUGACGGGGGCCUUCUUUGCCUUCUUUGUGGGAAUAUUCUACUUCUGGCUACAGCUCCUUCUCUUCUGGAGGAUGAAGAGCCUGCCCCAACCUGGGGCUCCCUGGAUCGGGCCACUCCGUCUGGUCCUCUGCAGCAUUUGCACCAUCCUCACAGUGGCCAUGGUUGUCCUCCACACCUGGUCACUGCGCUCAGCCUCUGCCGCCUGUGAAUGGGUCGUCGCCAUGCUGCUGUUCAUCCUCUUUGGCCUCUUUGCGGUGGACUUCUCCAGCCUGGACGGCUGCACCCUGUGUCUCCAGCCGGGCCCUGGCAGCCUGAGCCCCCCGCCGGCCUCCCCCAUCUCCCUGAAGGUCCAGCUCUGAACACCUGGUCAUCGUAGCGUCUUCACACCUCCUGUCCCUGCCAUCUGGUUCCGCCCCUGCAACCAAGGCCACCCAGGAAGCGAGAGGCCAAGGCCAGCAGCCAUCCCUGAUCAAGGAUAUUUAUUAUUAUUAUUAUUAAUUUUUUUUUUUUUUGCCGCUGGCGGAAUCAGAGACACGGACGCAGGCAGGAUCACGCGAAAUCAGAAUUCCUUCCAGAGAGCAAAUCCGUACAGAAGGUCGUGGGGGAAGGGAGAAGACCAGGGGAGGGGGGCCCAGGAAGGGGGAGGUGGGGACACAAGGACAGAUGGCCCUGUCCGUCCGGAUCUGCUAAGCCACCCCAACCAGACCCCAUCCCUCCCCCACCCCACCCCGCAGAGAGAUUGAUCAAUAAAUAAAAUAAUAAAUUAAUCAAUAAA
This is a messenger RNA of Lipotes vexillifer (Yangtze River dolphin), 1125 nucleotides long. RefSeq names its product transmembrane protein 150B (gene TMEM150B). Gene Ontology annotation, cellular component: plasma membrane. Bases 2 to 709 code for a protein of 235 amino acids. The record is from RefSeq and is a predicted model, not a curated record. The transcript is spliced from 6 exons. Lineage: Eukaryota; Metazoa; Chordata; Mammalia; Artiodactyla; Lipotidae.